Molecule: messenger RNA, 4991 nt
Organism: Pungitius pungitius (ninespine stickleback)
Lineage: Eukaryota; Metazoa; Chordata; Actinopteri; Perciformes; Gasterosteidae
Gene: abcc10
Product: ATP-binding cassette, sub-family C (CFTR/MRP), member 10
Exons: 22
Coding region: 129-4727 (1532 amino acids)
Biological process (GO): transmembrane transport
Cellular component (GO): membrane
Molecular function (GO): ATP binding; ABC-type transporter activity; ATP hydrolysis activity
Source: RefSeq, a predicted model, not a curated record
UUUUAUUUUGAAAAGCUCGUCCGCGUCACUGCUGUGCGUCAUCAGGAAUCGACACGCGAUGCCUGCUAGCUGAGCAAACGCCGAUAAAAUGUAUUUUCUAGGAUGACGGCGGUCCGACGGGAGGAGAGAUGAGCUCAUCUGGGCCGGCCCAGCUGCUCGCGGCCUUCUGUCAUUCAAACGAGCAGAACCUGUUCCCCGUGUGGCAGCAUGGACGCGUCGGCACGUGUUUCAACCAGCUGGUCCUCGGGGCGCUGCCUCACGCCGCCAUGGCCGUCUUCAGCGCCUGCUACCUCGGCGCGGCAAGGUGCGCCCCCCUCCCGGCGCCCCCCCCCUGCGGUUGGACGCUGCGCCAGGUCUCGGCCCUCCUGGCGGCGCUGCUCUUCGGCGCCGACGCGGCGCUGGCGGGCCUCCUGCAGCGGGCCGACGUGUACCUGGACGCGCUGGCCGACGGCUGCGCCGUCCUGGCCUGGCUGGUCCACCUCGGCGCCGUCGCGGCGCUCCAGAGGACGGCGUCCCGGAGAACCAGAGGGCCCCCCCUGCUGCUCCUGCCGGUCCUUCUGUCCGUGCCGAACCUGGCCGUCACUCUGGUGACCUUCUGCCACGACCGGGAGGGCUUGAACCCGGCGGAGCCUCUGGAAUUCUCCCGCUUCGUGCUCGCCUCGGCCCGGGCGCUCCCCCUCCUGGUUUACCUCCUGGCUUUCGCGUUCCCCUGCGUCGGCGAUGCCGGCUACGCUUUGAGCGCCGACGACCCCGGCGGCGCCCGGCCCGACACGGGCGCCAUGGUGGCCGAGGACGGCAGCGGCUGCGUCUCUCGGCUCCUCUUCCUCUGGUUGACGCCGCUCCUCGGGCGCGGGCGGCGGGGGGAGCUGGACCGCCCGGCCGACGUCUACCACCUCCCCCGGACCCUCCGAACCGCCGUGGUGUGCCGGCACUUCCACCAGUGCUGGGAAGCCUGCCGGCGAGGCGCGGCGACGGCCCCAGACGGGCGGGACCAGUGGCCCCGGCCGGUCAGCAGGAACCUCCUGAGCGGCACCUGGAGCUCGCGCUGCCAGGAGGAGGCGCCGGCGCUGGAGGGGGACGUGGGCCUGCUGAGGGUGCUGCACAGGGCCUUCGGCCCGCGCUACUACGCGCUCGGCGCGCUGAAGGCGGCGGUGAACAUGCUGGGCUUCGCGGGCCCGCUGCUCCUCAGCAGUCUGGUGAACUUCGUGGAGGACGCGGCGGCGCCGGUCAGCCGGGGAGCCUGGUGCGCGCUGGGCCUCUUCGCCACCACCCUCUUGGCGUCCUUCCUCCAGAACGUCUUCGUCUUCGAGGUGUCCAAGGUGGCGCUGUCGGCGCGCGCCGCCCUGGUGUCGGCCGUUUACGGCAAAGCGCUGCGGGUCAGCGGCCGCAGCUUGGCCGGCACCGCGCUGGGGGAGGUGCUGAACCUGAUGAGCACGGACGCCGACCGCGUGGUCAACUUCUUCGGAAGUUUCCACGAGCUGUGGAGCCUUCCCUUGCAGUUCGCCGUCACCCUGUACCUGCUCUACCUGCAGGUGGGCGUGGCCUUCCUCGGAGGGCUCGCCGUGGCUCUGCUGCUGGUGCCGCUCAACAAGCUCCUCGCUUCCCGUAUCCUUAGCAACAACCAACAGAUGCUGCGGCACAAGGACAGCCGCGUUAAGAUGAUGACGGAGAUCCUCUUCGGCAUUCGCGUCAUCAAGUUCUACAACUGGGAGCCUCAUUUUGCCCGGAAGGUCGCCGGGUGCCGCGAGCGAGAGCUGCAGCACCUCAAGGCCCUCAAGUACCUGGACGCCAUGUGCGUCUACACCUGGGCCGCUCUGCCGGUGGUCGUCUCCAUCCUCACCUUCGUCACCUUUGUGCUGCUGGGACACCAGCUGACCGCGGCCAAGGUGUUCACCACGCUGGCUCUGGUGGGAAUGUUGAUCGUCCCUCUCAACGCUUUUCCGUGGGUGCUGAACGGCGUCCUGGAGGCCAAGGUGUCUCUGGAGCGGAUCCAGGGCUUCUUCAAGCUGACCAACCAGGACCUGCGGGGGCACUACGGCGUCGUGCCUCCUGAAGACGGCGAGACGGCGAUCCUGCUGAGCCAGGGGACGUUUUCCUGGCGGGGGCCCGAGGGUCCGCCCCCGGACAAAGAGGGAGGAGCUACGGGGAGCCUGCUGCUGCGCGGCCUCAAUCUGCACGUCGCCAAGGGUUCUCUGGUCGCCGUGGUGGGGAAGGUCGGCUGUGGGAAGAGCUCCUUGCUGGCUGCUCUCACCGGGGAGCUCAGCAGGCUGAGCGGAGUGGUCUACGUGGCGGGCCGAGAGGUCGGCUUCGGCCUGGCGUCCCAGGAGCCGUGGGUCCAGCACGCCUCGGUGCGCGACAACAUCCUGUUCGGCAGAGACUACGACCCCGCCUUCUACCAGGCGGUGGUGGAGGCCUGCGCCCUGUCGGACGACCUCAACGUUUUGCCGAGCGGCGACAGGACGGAGGUGGGGGAGAACGGCGUGACGCUGAGCGGGGGACAGAAGGCCCGCCUGGCCCUCGCCAGAGCGGUUUACAUGGACAAGGACAUCUACCUGCUGGACGACCCGCUGGCCGCCGUCGACGCCGACGUGGCCGAGCACCUCAUGAGGAGGUGCGUGAUGGAGCUCCUCGGGGGGAAGACCAGAAUCCUUUGCACGCACCGCGUGGAGUUUGUGCACCGAGCCGACGCCGUGGUGCUCAUGGACGACGGGAAGAUCGUCAGGACGGGCACGCCGGCAGAAAUCCUCCCGCUGGUCGAGGCGGUGCCGAAAAAACGGAAGAACGACGACAACGUGAAAGAAAGAGAUGGCGUGGAGCAGCAGGGAGGGGAGCCGGCGCCGCCCCCCGGCGUCUGCGCGGCCCACGCCCCCGACCCGCCGGGGGCGGAGCAGAAGCAGGUGGGCGGGCUGGCGUGGCGGGUGUACCGGACCUACUGGGUGGCCGUGGGCGGAGCACUGAGCGCCUCCAUCCUGAUGUCGCUGCUCCUCAUGCAAGCCUCCAGGAACGUGUCUGACUGGUGGCUUUCCCACUGGAUCUCUGAGCUGAGGAACAACGGCUCCCCCCCCACCAACGGCUCCUCCUGGGGGGCCUCCAGCUGCUCGCGCCUGCUGCUCUUCUCUCCGGGAGGGUUGAUGUCUCCUCUGUCCUCGCUGUCCCCGAGCGCUGUGACCCCCGACGUGAGCUUCUACCUGACGGUGUACGGCUCCCUCGCGGGGGCCAACACCGUCUUCACCGCCCUCAGAGCCUUCCUGUUCGCCUACGGGGCCGUCGGCGCCGCCGCCGCCAUCCACGACCGGCUUCUGGACCGGGUCCUCCAGGCCACCGCGUCCUUCUUCGACACCACGCCGACGGGCCGCGUCCUGAACCGCUUCUCCUCGGACCUGUACGCCGUGGACGACAGCCUGCCGUUCAUCCUCAACAUCCUAUUGGCCAACGCGUUCGGCCUGCUGGGCGUGCUGGUGGUGAUCGGCUACGGGCUCCCCUGGGUCCUAGUGCUCGCCCUGCCGCUGGCUCUGCUCUACCACCGCACGCAGCGCUUCUACCGCCACACGUCGCGCGAGCUGAAGCGCCUGUGCAGCGUCACGCUGUCGCCCGUCUACUCGCACUUCUCCGAGACGCUGAGCGGCCUGGGGACCAUCCGGGCCAGCGGCAGCGCGCCCAGGUUCGAGGACGAGCUCGCCAGGCGCCUGGAGCAGAACCAGCGCUGCCUGUUCCUCGCCAACGCCGCCGCGCAGUGGCUGGGCAUCCGCCUGCAGCUGAUCGGCGUCGCCGUGGUGACCGGCCUCGGGGUGCUGGCCGUCGUCCAGCACCGGUACAACUCCGUCGAUCCAGGUCUGGUGGGUCUGUCCCUGUCCUACGCCCUGUCCAUCACCUCCCUGCUGUGCGGCCUCGUGUCCAGCUUCACGCAGACGGAGAUGCAGCUGGUGAGCGUGGAGAGGACGGAGGAGUACUCCACCCGCCUGCCGACCGAGCCGCAGCACCAGAACACACAGCUGCCCCCCUCGUGGCCCCAGCGGGGGCUCCUGGAGUUCCGCGGGGCGUCCCUGUCCUACCGGGACGGCCUCCCCGACGCCCUGGACGGGGUCAGCCUGGUGGUGCGACCUGGGGAGAAGGUGGGCAUCGUGGGGCGGACGGGCUCCGGGAAGUCCACCCUGUUCCUGGCGCUGUUCCGCAUGGUGGAGCUGAACCGGGGUCAGAUCCUCCUGGACGGGCUGGACAUCAGCGCCGUGGGCCUGGCCCAGCUCAGGUCCCGGCUGGCCAUCAUCCCUCAGGACCCCUUCCUCUUCAGCGGGACCGUCAGGGAGAACCUGGACCCGUGCGGGCGACACCCGGACCGGCGGCUGCUGGAGGUGGUGGACCAGUGCCACCUGGGCCCGGUGGUCCUCAGGAUGGGGGGUCUUGAUGCUGAGGUCGGGGAGCGAGGGAAGUCCUUCUCUGUGGGACAGAGACAGCUCCUGUGUCUGGCCAGAGCUCUGCUGACCCGGGCCAAGGUCCUGUGCAUCGACGAAGCCACAGCCAGCGUGGACCCGAAGACGGACAAACUGCUGCAACAGACCAUCAGGGAGACGUUCGAGGACCAGACCGUCCUCACCAUCGCACACAGAACCAACACCAUCAUGGACUGCGACCGGGUGCUGGUGAUGCAUGCUGGGAAGGUGGAGGCGUUCGACACCCCGGCGGCCAUCUACCCAGACGGACCCGUCCCGGCUCCCCGGGCCGGCCUGUAGGAGGGGACAGGGUUUAUUUUUUUGUAUCUUGGCCACUUGCUGACUGUCUUUUACGUCGUCUGGAGCGGCGAGCGCCUUGCUCCGGGGUCGUGGGCGGCGGCGGCGGCAGGUGGAGGUUUCCUCCCUUUUUGUGCUGACGUUUCGUUUUUUUUAAAUUGGCGGUUGGAGGAGGGUGCUCCUCGCCACCGCCCCUCCCGCCGCCUUAUUCUUCAGACGUCCCCCCCGUCCUCGCCCGUCUCCGCUGCGUGGGACCGAAGCAUGUCG